AUGGGAGGAGGGAGUAUGACCGGGCCCGAGAGACCAUGCGAGAAGGUGACAGAGAUGGCCGGUGGAGGCGGAGUGGAGAGAGGGAGUGUGAGUAUGAAGGACGAGGGAGGGAUUUGUUCUGCAAUGCGAGCGACACAGGGAGGAGGGGUGAGGGCAGGAAGAUUUGGCAGCGUGAGGAGUGGAGUGGAGAGGAUAUGGUCGACAGAAGUGAUGAACUAUAACGAGUCUUCUGAUGGUGAGAGCAGUGGGGAGGAGGAGAGAAGGAAGAGGGGGAGCAGGGGUGGAGCAGCAGGAGGAGAGAAGGACCAAGAAUGGAGUGUGCAUGGGAGUGAGAGUGAAAGCGAGUCGGGGCAUGCGGAGGAGUGGAGAGAGAGGAAUCGUGACACCAGGAGGGGCAUAGAGAGUGAUGAUGAUGGCUCUGAUGACUCAGCUGGCUCUCACAGGUUUGAUGAGUCAGACGGGUUAAACGUGGCAGACGAAGCUUUCAAGGCUCACAAGGCAGACCAUGCAGUGGAGGGAGAAGAGACAGACGAGAUGGAUGAGGCCGAAGGGGCUGAAGAGGCAGACGAGGCGAAUGAUCUUACUGCGUGUUGUGAACAUCCGGAUCUUCUCGACAUGGACGACGCAGAUCUGCUGGCGGUGCUGCCGAGCUGCCUGGCGUUCGUGGAGGAGAGCGUGAAUUGCGGGGAGAAGGUGCUCGUGCACUGCCACGCUGGCGUGUCGCGAAGCGCAGCAGUGGUUACUGCAUAUCUUAUGAAACUGCACAGAUCGACGGCUGAGGACGCUCUCCGUCUGCUGCAGUCCAAGCACCCACUUGCAUGCCCCAACGACGGCUUCCUGCAUCAGCUACGCAUAUUCCACAGCAUGGGAUGGGUUGUGGACCCCCACCACCCGGACUAUUCGCGCUUCAAGCUGCGCCUCAUGGCUCGCCGAAUCACCGGCUCCCUGCACCAUGGCGAGCCCAUUGGGCCAUGUCCCAUGGGGUGGGCUGUCAACCCCCAUCACUCCGACUACUCUCGCUUCAAGCUGCGCCUCAUGGCUCGUCGAAUCACUGGCUCGCUGCACCAGGGCGUGCCGUUCGAGGCUGGCAACGGAGCUGCUAGUAACGGGGAUGCUAUUAGCGGGGAUGCUCAGUUACGGGCUGGAGUGGGGCAAGAGGGGGAGUGCCGGCAGGUGGUGGCAGCAGCAGCCAAUGUGCUCCCUCAUGCCCCCAAACCACCUGCCAGCGCCACUGACCCUGCUGCUGGCGGUGCUGCUGCUGGGGGUGGUGACGGUGCUGCUGCUGCUGGGACUGGUGGGGAAGGGGGCGGAGGUGUCAGGUUUCGUGGGAAGGGCAAGGAUUGGAGGAGUGGGGCGGAGAGGGGAUGCACGUCUGUGUUUGUGGAGCCACUCAAAUGGAUGGGCGACGGUGAGCAUGGGUGGGAAGUGGUGAGUGCAAAGCGGGCAGGUAGAAGGCAAGCUGUCAUGCGCCCAGUGCUCUACUCGCCUUGGCUAUUUCAACUGGUCGGGAGCACAGUGCAGCUGUGGGGAGUGGGUCACCCCAGCAUUCCAGCUGCAUAA
Messenger RNA from Closterium sp. NIES-65, 1560 nucleotides. Lineage: Eukaryota; Viridiplantae; Streptophyta; Zygnematophyceae; Desmidiales; Closteriaceae. The record is from the annotation of a GenBank genome assembly.